CAUGCAUAUCACAGAGCUUCUUCUCAGGUUUCUAAUUAAAGUAAGAGAGUGAGUGAACCUGCAAACCGAUCCGAUGGCAUGCUGCAGUGAACGCAUUGUGGCUAUCAUUCGGCGGUGGAUUAUACUGUCAUCUUUGAAAUGGGCUAAUAUAAUUGAAGAGUACACAUUGUUCGAGAUGAUGACUUACUUAAGUGAAACAUGGGGACUAGGAUUUGCGCAUGCUGCCGGAACUAUAAACGUUUUCUAUGGCUUUACUAAAAUUUUGAGCUUAAGUUUUGCCUUCCUGAUGGAUGCUUAUCUUGGUAACGUUAAAAUGCUUUUGCUCUCCGGUCUAGCCUCCAGCAUUGGUUUGGCGUUUCUAUCCAUGUCAUCGGCGCCGCCGGUGCUCUUCUUCACGUCAUUGGUGUUAAUGUGCGUGGGCAUGGCGGGUAACUCGGUUUCUUUGGAUACAUUCCUUCAACACCAUGACAGUGAAAAUAAUAAACUCAACUUCAUAGUAGGGGCCAUUGCUGCUCUAGCACUCCCGCUUUUAAAGACUUGGGAGGUUAGAUUUGGGGUUGCCGGAAUAAUUUUCUUCGCCGCAACACUUAUAUUCUUCGUCGGAACGCUGCGUCGGUCUUACCCUCCCAAGGACGACGAUGAUCCAAAUGGGAGUGCCCUCACAACAGUUUUGAGAGUCUUUGUCGCCGCCACGCGCAAAAGAUCUCAUCAACUCCCUGCCAACUCUAAUGACCUUUACCAACGACAUGGCAACGACCACGACUUUGCUAAGCAAUUGGCCCAUACUAAUCGAUGCAGGUGGUUAGACAAGGCAGCCGUGGCAUCGCAAGGAAAGAGUGGGAGAGUGGAUGAAGGAGAAGAGAAGAAGAAUAAGGAGGAGGAGAGCAAAUUAUCAUGGAAUCUCUGCACUGUGGGAGAAGUGGAAGAAACCAAAAUUUGCCUUCAGACCGCCAUUUUAUGGACAUCCUUCAUAAUAUGUGGGCUGGUUUCUUCUACCGGCAACACCUUCUUCGUGGGGCAGGCCGACCAAAUGAACCGGGGCAUCGGAAAAUGGCAGGUCCAUCCCACCAUCCUCCUCCUCCUAUCCAACGGCGCAAAAUACCUCCUAGAAUUCAAUAACAAAUAUGAGUACAGAUGCCUGAGAAAGUGCCUUGGCUGCUGCGGCUGCAGUUUGAUCGUCGCACUGGUCAGCAUCGCAACCGCGAUGCUCAACGCCGUGCUAUGUUGCCUGAGCGCCGCCGUGGUGGAGAGUAGGAGGAGGAAGAAUAUUGAUAGUCCGAUGAGUAUAUUCUGGCUGAUACCUCAGUUCUAUUUCCUUACGGUCUUGGAUACGUUGUUUGAAGAAGCCGUGGAGGAUUUCUUCGAGGAUCAUGAGGUUCCGACCUUGAAAAAGUACGCCGUCCACCUUUUGAGGUUUGUGCGCGGUCUAGGACAAGUGGGCAGUGUUGUGUCGGUGGCAGUGUGCAAGAAAUGGUUCAAGAAAGAGGUAAACGAAAGUCGGUUGGAUAAGUAUUAUUGGGUUCUCACUGCUUUGAGUGGCGUCAAUUUGAUUUGGUACGUUAUAGUUGCAGUGGUUUAUUACGUGAAAUUCAAACCACGUUUCAAAUCUAAGCCCGCCGCCGAUCCUACCUCUACCCCUACCACAUGCUGCUGCUAGUUGACUUGAUGCUGUUGGUGUUUUUUUUUUUAAAAUAAAUACUGUAUGUAUUUAACAAAUCUGUGGCAUUUUGGGUAAAUUAUAUUGUGUAUUAUUGUG
Messenger RNA from Ipomoea nil (Japanese morning glory), 1756 nucleotides. RefSeq names its product protein NRT1/ PTR FAMILY 5.5-like. Gene Ontology annotation, cellular component: membrane. The record is from RefSeq and is a predicted model, not a curated record. NCBI's taxonomy places the organism in Eukaryota, Viridiplantae, Streptophyta, Magnoliopsida, Solanales, Convolvulaceae. Gene Ontology annotation, biological process: transmembrane transport. Bases 74 to 1657 code for a protein of 527 amino acids. Gene Ontology annotation, molecular function: transmembrane transporter activity. The transcript is spliced from 5 exons.